This is a messenger RNA of Symbiodinium pilosum, 2433 nucleotides long. The record is from the annotation of a GenBank genome assembly. NCBI's taxonomy places the organism in Eukaryota, Dinophyceae, Suessiales, Symbiodiniaceae.
AUGGAAGAACGCGGCGAAAGUGCUGUGUGGGUGAACGGCGCAGAGCUACCCCUAUCUGAGUAUCUUGCCCACAGCGCCGGGUUACUGGCGAACCACGCACCUGUGCUGCUGUUGAAAAUUCUCGACCCCAAACCACAAGCCGUAGCGGGAGAAUUGUACUUUGAAGUACACGAAGAGAAGCAGGAGGUGUACAUCGUCACCCAUGUGGAUGCACAAGCCUGGCCAGGCGGCGUAGGUGGCAUUCGUUUUGGGAUGGAUCAGGUUAAACGCAAGUCUUUUGGCGAUGCCCAUCAGUUUCGCGCGGCUUACCUUGAAGCUGUACAGGCUUACGAGAAAAUUCGCCGCCAGAUCGAUGAGCAAGGUGUAACAGACCUUGCGGACGAUGAGGCAAAGGCGCGGGCCCACAUGAACAGCUUUGCCGCUCUACGUGACCUUAAGGUAGGCGAUGUGGUCAAAGUCCCAACCUGGACACCCCACUCAUUACUACACGGUGUGCGGGUAGUGGAGUUUCAAACCCAGACCUACGAACGCUUUAUUAUUUCUUUUGCUCAGCAGGUGGUUACCCAGGACCACUGGGACAGCACACAUGCUAUCUCCCAUAUGCAUAUCGACGCGCCCGCCCAGGAACAGUUUGAUCACAUUGAGCCUGGCAUAGAGCGGAUUGCCUCCUUUACCGAUUUCAAUGUGUGGCGCCUUUUUCAUCCCCUUCUCCGCACUGCCGAACACCCGGAUAACCGGCAGCGGAAAACUGUUGGUGGCCGCACCCAAUUUAUGAAAUAUCUUUCCCGGCGCGCACUGUUCCUGCUGGUUGUCAUGUCAGUGGCCGGUCUGGUGCUGGUGUAUCCGCCAAGUCGUUUGAUCAGCCUGCUGUGGCCCAACUGGUCCGUGCCGUUCGGCCUUAUGGCCGGGCUCCUGGCUUUCCCGCUGAUCUUGCGUCUACUUCACGAACAGACAAACCAUGCCUGGUCUCGCGCCAUCAGCGCGGUUGUGAUGACCUGGCUGGGGAUUUGUUUUGUCAUGCUCUGCCUGAUCCUAGUCGCAGAAGUGUUGCUGAUGUUUCCGCUGCCCAGCGAGACCGUCGGGCAGGGUGUUGCAGCUCUUGUUGUCCUUAUCAGCAUGUACGCCAUCUUCAACGCUCAUCGCCUGCACGUUCAUAAAAUCGAGGUCACCGCCAACCAGACAGUCAAUGGCACGCGGCUGGCGCAGAUUUCGGAUGUACAUAUCGGCAGCCGCCAGCCAGGCUUUCUGAAACCCAUUGUGCAGACGGUCAACGCACUCGACGCCGACUAUGUGCUGAUCACGGGUGACCUGAUCGAUAUGUCGAAUAUUGACAUCGACAGCCUCGCACCGCUGGGUGAAAUCAAAGCACCGACCUUGUUCUGCAUCGGCAAUCACGAACGUUACGUGGAUCUGGACGCAAUCUGUCAACGCCUGUCGUCCCUGGGCAUUGAGGUGCUGCGCAAUCGCAGUAUUGAUCGCGACGGCCUGCAAUUCAUUGGUAUUGACGAUGCUGAAAGCAAAUCCCAGGUAGCACGCGAGAUCAAGGCCCUCAACGCUAACCCUGAUGCAUUUCGCAUUCUGCUCUAUCAUCGGCCCGAUGGCGCUGAAGAAGCUGCUGCCUGGGGUGUAGACCUGAUGCUCACCGGACACACCCACAGGGGCCAGAUUGUGCCGUUUAACUUUCUCGUAAAGAAAGUGCACGGGUACCUGGGGGCCUGUUAUGCGGCAAUUCCCAUGACCAACGCCAACUGGUCGGAGCCAACAGAUCUGAUUAUCGAGCAGAUCGAAAUUGGUCCGAUGCAAAACUACACCUACAUCAUUGGCUCGCGUGAAACCCGUGAGGUAGCCAUCGUUGACCCUGCCUGGGACAUUGAUGCGCUGACCAAACAUCUGGCAGAAAAGGACUACACGCUGAAAGCUGCACUUGCGACUCACUACCACCCAGAUCACGUUGGUGGCUCGUUCAGCGGCCAUAAUGUUGAAGGGAUUGCCGAACUGAUGGCUAUCAAUCCGGUUAAAGUCUAUUGCCAUAAAGCAGAGGCAGACGGCAUUAAAAAGGUCACUGAAAUUUCCGACAGCGACAUGGUGCGGGUGGACAGUGGUGACACUUUGAAGCUGGGCAACAUAGAAGUUGAGUUUCUACAUACUCCAGGGCACACACCGGGCAGCCAGUGCUUUCGAAUUAAAAAUACGCUGGUUUCAGGUGACACGUUGUUUAUUAACGGCUGCGGUCGCGUUGACCUGCCGGGGUCAAAUACCGACGACAUGUAUCACAGCCUGCGCAAGCUUGCGGACCUGCCGGACGACACGCUAUUGCUGCCUGGACACAAUUACGGCCACGUACCAAACGCCACCAUGGGUGAAACCAAGGGCAUGAACGUGCACCUGCGUAUCGACAACAUAGAGACUUGGCACGACAUCAUGGGGCACUAG